Molecule: messenger RNA, 1170 nt
Organism: Aspergillus puulaauensis
Lineage: Eukaryota; Fungi; Ascomycota; Eurotiomycetes; Eurotiales; Aspergillaceae
Gene: ppm1
Product: protein C-terminal leucine carboxyl O-methyltransferase ppm1
Exons: 2
Coding region: 1-1170 (389 amino acids)
Biological process (GO): C-terminal protein methylation
Molecular function (GO): protein C-terminal leucine carboxyl O-methyltransferase activity
Source: RefSeq, a predicted model, not a curated record
AUGUCAGCCUCGCAAAUUCCCAACCUCAACACCCUCCGCCGGGGCGCCGGUCGCGGUCGAUUACGCGGUCGCGGUGGACACGAAGGCUCUGGACCUGGCUCUAGAUCCGGUUCACAGAAAGACCGCGUGGUGCAGGGGACAGACAAUGACGCCAGCGUCUCCCGACUGAGUGCGGUGGGAUUGGGAUACCUCGAGGAUCCGUUUGCGAGGGCCUUGACUCCCCCAGGACAGGAGACGAGACGACUACCUAUUAUAAAUAGAGGAACCUACGUGCGCACAACAGCAAUCGACCAACUUGUCGCGCGAUUCCUCGGUUUGACCGCAGAUUCCGACCCAGAAUGGAAGAAUAAAAGAAAGCAAAUUAUCUCGCUGGGUGCUGGGUCGGACACGCGAGUUUUCCGGCUUCUGUCGCUGCGCCCGGCGCUGGAUCUUGUUUACCAUGAGAUUGACUUUGCCGUUAACAAUGCCGCAAAAAUAAAGGCUAUCCGGGGGACGCCGCUUCUACAACGAGCACUGGGACGUCCGGAGGAAGUCGAUAUUUCUGAUGGAGGAGAUGAGCUGCACUCGCCUGCCUACCAUAUCCAUGCGGUUGAUCUACGGACGCUUGCACGCGAGGGAGAGGCUGAUAACAAUACAUCGCCCGUGCAAGAUCAAGGCCAUCGACUGAAAGAACUUGUGGACCCGACGCUUCCUACGUUGCUACUGUCUGAGUGCUGCCUGGUGUAUCUUGCGCCGGACGAAGCUGCUGGUGUAGUGCGGUAUUUCACGCACACAUUAUUCCCCGCUUCGGAUGAGAAGACUGAAGCGCUGGCUUUGGUCAUAUACGAGCCUAUCCGGCCUGACGACGCAUUUGGGCGGACGAUGGUCGCGAAUUUGGCGACUCGUGGAAUCCAGUUGCAAACGCUCCACAAGUAUGCGUCGUUGGAGGCGCAGCGGCACCGCCUCCGCGAGCAAGGCUUUGACGGCGGUCAGGCGGCAGCGGACAUCGAUUUCCUGUGGGAGCGUUGGGUGGCUGAGGAGGAGAAGGAUCGCGUGGCAGCGCUUGAGAUGCUAGACGAGAUGGAGGAGUGGAGGUUGCUGGCACAACAUUAUUGCAUCGCAUGGGGAUGGCGAGAUGGCAGCACUCGGUUUAAUGGAUGGAGGGAGCUGGAGCAGCAGUCUGCAGACUGA